AUGGCCUGUUUCGUACCAGUGCUCACCUAUUUACCACUUUUGUUGGCCGCAUUACCCGUAGUAACGCACGUUUUCAAAAUAUUACUACUCACAUCUCUGAUUACUUACAUUCAUCUGCUGCUGUUUUUGCCCAAUAUGAUGAUAUUUCUCACCGAACAAAUCCCAUCAUUCUGUUCAUCGUUACAAGAUGUAUGCGAUGAAUGCUGCUGCUACUGUCUCGAUGUGGAUGACGAUUCUGGAAGCAUCUACUACGUUCCAGCCGGAACUGGCACAACAGCCCAGUGCAAUUCUCAGCAUUUCACAGACUUUACCAGGCAAUAUUCCUAUGCACUAACUGUACCACCAACAACCCAUGGAAUGCUACUACCUUCGGCAGCAGCAGGUUAUCUUCCAGUUGCUGCUGCUCCGGUCACUCCCGUUCUUGUCCCAGAUGUUCUGCCAUAUCAGUCAAAUCCAAUCGCCGGUAUUGAAAAUUAUCGCUCGUAUAAAAGCCGAAGGCAUGAAAAUAACAGCGAGGUCUACACUCUCAACUUGUAUUGUCCACGAGCAUUAUAUGUUCCGUUACGGUAG
Gongylonema pulchrum is the source of this 570-nucleotide messenger RNA. NCBI's taxonomy places the organism in Eukaryota, Metazoa, Nematoda, Chromadorea, Rhabditida, Gongylonematidae. The record is from the annotation of a GenBank genome assembly.